Messenger RNA from Lipotes vexillifer (Yangtze River dolphin), 1435 nucleotides. RefSeq names its product kynurenine aminotransferase 1 (gene KYAT1). The transcript is spliced from 14 exons. Gene Ontology annotation, molecular function: L-kynurenine:2-oxoglutarate transaminase activity; pyridoxal phosphate binding. Gene Ontology annotation, cellular component: mitochondrion; cytoplasm. The coding region runs from base 1 to 1416 and encodes 471 amino acids. NCBI's taxonomy places the organism in Eukaryota, Metazoa, Chordata, Mammalia, Artiodactyla, Lipotidae. The record is from RefSeq and is a predicted model, not a curated record. Gene Ontology annotation, biological process: biosynthetic process.
AUGAUGAAGCUGGAGACUGCAGCAGAGACGCCCUCAUGCCUGAAGAUAACUGACAUGAUCAGAGACUAUGCAGUGAUACAAGCUUUGGAUUCACAGCUGGGGUCCUUCUGUGCUUUUCUAAGACUUUCACUUUGGCUCGUCAUGACCAAACAGCUGCAGGCUCGAAGGCUGGAUGGGAUCGACCACAACCCAUGGGUGGAGUUUGUCAAACUGGCUAGUGAGGCUGAUGUCGUGAACUUGGGCCAAGGCUUCCCAGACUUCCCACCCCCAGACUUCGCCGUGGAAGCCUUUCAGCACGCCAUCAGUGGGGACUUCAUGCUCAACCAGUACACGAAGGCAUUUGGUUAUCCACCCCUGACGAAGAUCCUGGCCAGUUUCUUUGGGAAGUUGCUGGGACAGGACAUAGACCCGCUCAAGAACGUGCUGGUGACUGUGGGUGCCUAUGGGGCCCUGUUCACAGCCUUCCAGGCCCUGGUGGACGAAGGAGACGAGGUCAUCAUCAUUGAGCCCUUUUUUGACUGUUAUGAGCCCAUGACAUUGAUGGCAGGGGGUCGCCCUGUGUUUGUGUCCCUGAAGCCGAGCCCCAACCAGGAUGGGGAACUGGAUUCCAGCAGCAACUGGCAGCUGGACCCCACGGAGCUGGCCAGCAAGUUCACAUCUCGCACUAAAGCCCUUAUCCUCAACACACCCAACAACCCCCUGGGAAAGGUGUUCUCCAGGGCAGAACUGGAGCUGGUGGCCAGCCUGUGCCAGCAGCAUGACGUGGUGUGUAUCACCGACGAGGUCUACCAGUGGCUGGUCUACGACGGGUGCCAGCACAUCAGCAUCGCCACCCUCCCUGGCAUGUGGGAACGCACCCUGACCAUUGGCAGCGCUGGCAAGACAUUUAGCGCCACAGGCUGGAAGGUGGGCUGGGUCCUAGGCCCGGACAGUCUCCUGAGGCACCUGCGCACCGUGCACCAGAACUCCAUCUUCCACUGCCCCACCCAGGGCCAGGCUGCAGUAGCCCAGAGCUUUGAGCGGGAGCAGCUGCACUUCGGCCAACCCAGCAGCUACUUUGUGCAGCUCCCACAGGCCGUACAGCGCUGCCGUGACCACAUGAUGCAGAGCCUGAAGUCUGUAGGCCUGAAGCCCGUGGUCCCCCAGGGCAGCUAUUUCCUCAUCACAGACAUCUCGGAAUUCAAGAGCAAGAUGCCCAACUUGCCUGGAGCUGCAGAUGAGCCUUACGACAGACGCUUCGUCAAGUGGAUGGUCAAGAGCAAGGGCUUGAUGGCCAUCCCGGUGUCCAUCUUCUGCAGCGUGCCACAUCAGAAGCUCUUUGACCACUAUAUCCGCUUCUGUUUCAUGAAGGAUGAAUCCACGCUCCAGGCCAUGGACAAGAAGCUACAGAAGUGGAAGGAUGAGCUCAGGCCCUGACAUCACCCCCUGGGCCCUG